Leptosomus discolor (cuckoo roller) is the source of this 2987-nucleotide messenger RNA. NCBI's taxonomy places the organism in Eukaryota, Metazoa, Chordata, Aves, Leptosomiformes, Leptosomidae. The record is from RefSeq and is a predicted model, not a curated record.
ACUUGCCAGACAGUUGCAAGCAGAUUCUGUUCCCCGAGGCAGUUGAUCACAGCUGACUGUAUAACUGACUACUGGAUCGAUGAACAGAAAUUCACUGAGAUUACAUUGGGAGGGGCAUCAAGGACAAUGGUGCAGAAAAAGAAAAUCUGCCCUCGGUUACUCGACUAUCUUGUGAUCGUUGGAGCCAGGCAGCCAAGUAGUGAUAGUGUUGCUCAGACUCCUGAACUGCUGCGACGUUACCCUCUAGAAGACCACGUGGACUUUCCUCUACCGCCUGAUGUUGUAUUCUUCUGCCAGCCAGAAGGAUGCCUGAGUGUGCGGCAAAAGCGCAUGAGCUUCCGUGAUGACACUUCCUUCGUCUUCACGCUCACAGACAAAGAUACAGGUGUCAUUCGCUAUGGAAUCUGUGUCAACUUCUACCGCUCCUUCCAGAAGCGAGUACCCAAGGAGAAGGGAGAAGGCGCAGGAGGGCAUCGAGCUCGGGAGGGACAGAAAAUCCCCAAAUCUGGGGAUGCAUCUGCACCCCAAGAGGGGGUUGGCACUGAGAGUCCAGAGAGUGGUUCUUCACUACAGGCUCCAAGUACGGAGUCUACGCCAGAUGUGACUCGAUCACCGCGCAGUAAGCAUCUGGCCAAAGGCAGCCAUCGCUCUCGGAACAGCACGCUGACUUCUCUGUGCAUCCUUAGUCAUUAUCCCUUCUUUUCCACCUUUCGUGAGUGUCUGUACACCCUCAAAAGACUUGUGGACUGCUGUAGUGAGAGAUUGUUGGGCAAGAAGUUGGGGAUUCCUCGUGGGGUGCAGAGAGAUACAAUGUGGCGGAUUUUCACAGGCUCCCUCCUGGUGGAAGAAAAGUCCAGUGCAUUGCUACAUGACUUGCGGGAGAUUGAGUCCUGGAUAUAUCGGCUGCUCCGCUCACCGAUGCCUGUUGCUGGUCAGAAGCGGGUGGAUGUGGAGGUCUUGCCACAUGAGUUGCAGCCAGCUUUGACUUUUGCGCUUCCUGAUCCAUCCCGCUUCACCUUGGUGGAUUUUCCAUUACAUCUGCCUUUGGAGUUGUUGGGAGUGGACGCGUGCCUGCAGGUGCUGACCUGCAUCCUUCUGGAGCACAAGGUUGUAUUGCAGUCCCGAGAUUAUAAUGCACUCUCCAUGUCUGUGAUGGCCUUUGUGGCUAUGAUCUACCCAUUAGAGUACAUGUUCCCAGUGAUCCCUCUGCUUCCCACCUGCAUGGCAUCUGCAGAACAGUUGCUUUUAGCCCCUACACCUUAUAUUAUUGGUGUUCCAGCAAGUUUCUUCCUUUACAAACUGGAUUUUAAAAUGCCUGAUGAUGUAUGGCUUAUUGACCUGGAUACCAAUAGGGUAAUCGUUCCCACAAAUGCAGAAUCUUUGCCAGCAUUGCCAGAACCAGAAGCUUUGGAGCUGAAAAAGCAUCUGAAACAGGCAUUGGCCAGCAUGAGCCUGAAUACUCAGCCCAUUCUUAAUCUAGAGAAGUUCCAUGAGGGGCAGGAGGUGCCACUGCUGCUGGGAAGACCGCAGAAUGAUUUGCAGUCUACUCCCUCCACAGAAUUCAACCCUCUCAUCUAUGGAAAUGAUGUGGACUCUGUGGAUGUGGCUACCAGGGUGGCUAUGGUGAGAUUCUUCAACUCGCCAAAUGUUUUGCAAGGUUUCCAGAUGCAUACUCGCACUCUUCGUCUCUUCCCACGACCAGUGGUGGCCUUCCAGGCAAAUUCUUUUCUUGCCUCUAGGCCGAAGCAAACACCUUUUGCAGAUAAACUUUCCAGGACUCAGGCAGUAGAAUACUUUGGAGAAUGGUCACUCAACCCUACUAACUAUGCUUUCCAAAGAAUUCAUAACAACGUGUUUGACCCAGCACUGAUUGGUGACAAACCGAAGUGGUAUGCUCACCAGCUGCAGCCCAUCCACUAUCGUGUCUAUGACAGUAAUUCACAGCUGGCUGAAGCACUAAAUGUCCCAGCAGAGAAGGAAACAGAUUCUGAUCCCACUGAUGACAGUGGCAGUGACAGUGUCGACUAUGAUGACUCAAGUUCCUCCUACUCCUCACUCGGUGACUUUGUCAGUGAGAUGAUGAAAUGUGACAUUAAUGGCGAUACCCCAAAUGUUGACCCCCUGACUCACGCAGCCCUUGGUGAUGCUAGUGAAGUGGAUUUUGAUGAUUUUCAAGAAUAUUCAGGGGAUAUGGAUGAACAGGCCAUGGACAGUGAAAACUCUCAAGAGAACAACCAACCUCGUUCAAGUUCCAGUACUACAGCCAGUAGCAGCCCCAGCACUGUCAUCCAUGGAGUGAAUCAUGAGUCAGCAGAUUCAGCAGAAAUAGAAGAGAAGUUGGUUGCUGGAUUUUCAAACCAUCUCCCUUCCUUGGCCCUGCAACCAAGCUUUCCCAAGAUAAGCUUGGAUCGUGAGAGCGACAGCGCAGCUGGCAGCAUGAGCUCCUCAGAAGGGGUGGUGAGGAAGCGAGAGUAUGACAAUCCGUACUUCGAACCACAGUAUGGUUUUCCUGUAGAGGAUGAAGAUGAUGAGCAGGAAGAGAGCUACACCCCAAGAUUUAACCAGAAUCUCAAUGGAAGCAGGUCUCAGAAGUUACUCCGUCCAAACAGUUUAAAACUGGCCAAUGAUUCUGAUGCAGAUUCAGAUUCCAGGGCCAGCUCCCCAAACUCUACUGUCUCCAACAACAGCAGUGAAGGUUUUGGGGGCAUCAUGUCUUUUGCAAGCAGCCUGUACAGAAACCACAGCACAAGUUUCAGUCUGUCCAACUUAGCCCUACCAACCAAAGUUGGGAGAGACAAGAAUACUCCCUUUCCCAGCCUGAAAGUAUUUGGGUUAAAUACUAUAAUGGAGAUUAUUACUGAAGCUGGCCCAGUAAGCAAUGAAGGAAACAGACGAGCCCUUGUGGAUCAAAAGUCUUCAGUCAUUAAGCACAGCCCAACAGUGAAGAGAGAAUCUCCAUCGCCUCAGGGACGAACUAGCAAUUCCAG